Molecule: messenger RNA, 2857 nt
Organism: Saprolegnia diclina VS20
Lineage: Eukaryota; Oomycota; Saprolegniomycetes; Saprolegniales; Saprolegniaceae
Exons: 1
Coding region: 25-2757 (910 amino acids)
Source: RefSeq, a predicted model, not a curated record
UGGCGAUUGGUUGCACUCGGAUCUAUGGUGGUCGUGCUGGAGCGCUACGCCGACGCGCUGCGCUCGCUUCGCGCCUCGCUUGGCCCGAGCUGCGCGUAUGCGUUGCCAGCGACCGACCCGCAGCUUGUCGUGCAGGGCGUUCCGCUCUCGUUGCCGCUCCAAGACGCCGCUGCCUUUCUCUCGACCACGUCCUGGCCGCGCCUGGCGCUAAUAGCAUCAGCGGACCUUGUCAUCUCCAACGCCGAAUGGCACCAGAAGCUCCAAGCCGAUGUAAGCUCCGUUGUUACGAAGCGCCUCGCUCUCCACGAGCCGUUCCACAUGGUCCUCUCGCACUUGGCGCUGGAUGCGACGGGGUACGACGAUGCGUUUGUGGUCGCGGCGCCGCCUCCUGGCGCGUUUGCCACCUUGCUAGUGCCGCUUGCAAGUGUUUAUAAUGGCGGCGACCUCUCGCUACUGACGGAAUACGGCGCGUCACCCGCCACGGCACUGCCAUCCGGCGCGUGGGUCGCGUUUGACGCCUCCCGCUACGUGAACGCCGCGACCAUCUGCAGCGGUGUGCGCGCCACGCUGGUCUUCUCGCUCGUGUACACGUCGCCUUCGUCGCCAAGUCGGUUGACGAGCGCAGUCGCUGCGCUCGGUGCGCUGGCACAAAUACCAUUCCAGUACCACGCUCGCAUUGGCAUCCCGCUCUCACGAGCCUAUCGCUUUGGUCACGUCUUUGCGCGUGCGCCGCUUGACGUCGCCAGCCUCCGCGGCGUCGACGCGGCCAUCGUCGAUGCGCUUGCAACCUCGGGCGCCUUUGACGUGGCUCUCGUGUCGGUCACGCCGCACGGUGCCCGGUGUGCUAUGGGCAUGGAGAGCUGGUACGUGGACGAGGCGGUGUUUCCAUCCCAUACGACGAUGCCGACGCACAUGCAAGGCGACGUGCUGUGGGCCACCGUGGACGGCUGGAUCCAUACGGCGUUUGCACAUGGCACGUUUGCGCUCGUGUUUUGGCCCAAGACGCACCGACUGCGCUUCUAUCGGCACCAAGUCGCGCUCUUUGACUUGGGCUGUGCGAUCGCGGGCGAGCCAAGCGACAUGAAAGGGUACGAUGACGCGACGGCGAUGGCCCACGCAGUCCUCGAGAUGGUCAGCGCCGAGGCGGACGUCGGCCACGUAAUCACGUGCCGCGUCUGCAGCGCUGAAAACGACGCCCAUACACCGUACAUGACGCGACUCCUCCGCCUCUUGCUGCAGCUCAACGCCAAGGACUUGGUGCUAACUUUUCUACGCCGCGCCGCGCAAUGCGAAGUGCACGCGCGGAUGACACCGGUGACGAUGGGACCGCUGCUGUAUCAGUGCGGCGAACGGUUCGGGUGGACCACGCUGGCAUUGGCGUUGCAGGAGUUUUGCAGGCGACUUGCGUGGUCGGACAUUCCAUACAUUUGGCUCGCCAGUCUUCUCGGGCGCAGCGACGACCCGGUCUGUCCCGUGCUCUCGGACCCAUGCGCCAGCGACUUCGUCUUGCAGUGUUUUGUGGCGCUCGUCGACGUGGCCUACCCCCACGGCAACGACACCCACCGUGACGCAGACAGAAACGUGACGCUACUCCAGCACGCACUGCUCUUGCAAUCGCAGCUGACUUCGCUCGACGUCGCCGAGCGCCACAGUCUGGCACAAAAGCUGCCAGCCUCGUUGGUAGUCUACGUCCACUCGUUUCUUCUGCCGCGAGACCUUGUGGCGUUUGUGCAGAGGGGACGCAUGCCCAGUGCGUCCGUGCUCGCCCCUGCACUCGCCUUUGCCCGCCAAAGCGACCCGCGCGUACCUCUCGCGCCAUACACCAAGCUGCUGCUUGACAAGACGCGCUGCAGUGGACGCCCCGCCUCACUUCGAUCCAUGACGGGCCGCUUGCUUCUGAUUGUCACCGACUGUCCGGAGCGUCUUUGUGAUAUUGUGGACGAUGCUGCGCUGUGGCUCGCGUCUGGUGACGUGAUCAUUGCCGCCAUCUGCGCGGUGGCGGAGGUGGCAACACCCGACAUAUGGUGCCGCGAUGUCCGCGCCGCGCUCACCGCCAUGGUCCUGCGGGCACCCAGCGUGCUCUUGGACAUGGCCCGCUACUCGUUUCCGCCAACAGCAUCCGUCGCGUCGACGGGCGACGACGGCGACAAUGGCAGCAACGGCCGGCGCGUGGCAUUUGCUUGCAAUGCAUUGGAGUUUGCACUCAAGUGGGCACCGCACGAGAGCUUGUCACUGGCCAAAGCUAUCGUGUCUGGCCUCCUCGCACGCCCCAAGAGCGUGCAACAAAAGCUGCUGGCGCCGCUGCUCGCAAGGCUCUCGAAACUCGAUGUGCUCGAUGAUGCUAUGCGCCAGCUGGUGGUGGCCUCGGCCCUGGCCAUGCUUGGGCUGCCCAAGGCGCCGUUGCUCUCCGGCUCUGACCACCUCACCGCGCUCCGAGUGGCGCUAACGAUAGCAUGCCUCUGUGCCAAGUGCAGCACGCGCCCAAGCGACGAACUGUGCCCUGCGGUGCGACCCCGAACCAUCGAGCUGCUCGGUGUCGUCGGCGCGAUUCCCUCCACCACGCUGCAGCCCACCGGCAACGAAGACGACGAAGACUAUCAAAUCGAGACGUGGAAACGCCUCGUGCCCGACGAAGACUUGCUCACAAUGCUCUGCGAAGUGCUGACACCCGCCAAUGCCCGACUGCGGAAACGCCGCCGCGGAGCCGAGGACGACCCCACGAGUCCAUCGACAAGCACAAAGUUGUGCAUUCAGUAGAGUGAACAUACGUGUACUACUAACUAAUGCUACGAGUACCGACGCGUCCGCAAGGGAUCCAUCACGACAUACUCAGCUCGUGCAACGGAUUCGUGCUUGG